Cokeromyces recurvatus is the source of this 691-nucleotide messenger RNA. Its product is annotated as ricin B lectin domain-containing protein. The transcript is spliced from 3 exons. Lineage: Eukaryota; Fungi; Mucoromycota; Mucoromycetes; Mucorales; Mucoraceae. The record is from RefSeq and is a predicted model, not a curated record. Bases 28 to 483 code for a protein of 151 amino acids.
AUUAUCUCGUAAUAAUUAAAAAUAAAAAUGAACUCUCACUCGAUUCCUUCUGGCCCUUUCUUUAUUGUUUCUAAGUUUAACAGACGUGUCCUUGACGUUGAAGGUGCUUCUGUAAAAGACAAAGCAAAAAUCUGUGUUUGGAAACAAAAGGAUAAUAGCGAUAACGAAAAUCAAUUAUGGGAAUAUAGAAAUGGCAAUUUUGUCAAUCUUCAUAGUGGCAAAGUCCUUGACAUUAAAGGUGACAAAGUCAAGUCUGAUGUUAAACUUAUUCAAAAUGAAAAGGCCACAUCUGAUGAAAAGGAAGUUGAAAAGCAACGUUGGAUGAUUGAUUAUGAAGGUUAUAUCCAUAAUGCUGCUGAUCCUAACUUGGUCGUUGAUAUUCGUGGAGCUGAAGAUGAAGAUGGUGCCGAAGUUAUCUUGUAUGAAAAGCGUAGUGGUGCUGUUGCUGCUAAUCAACAAUGGGAACUUGUUCCUCGUCGUUAAAAAUUUAUAUUAUCUAUUGUAAAUAAAUGCAUAUACUUUUAUGAAAAGUUAUUUUCGAGCUUCUUAAAAAGGCUGUAGUCUAGAUCAGAGACGUCCUUAGAAAAAAAAAACUAGAAAACUAAAUGUACAGCAUAAAGGAUGUUGUAAAAUAUAAGGACAUAUAUAAACGAAGGUUAAAUAUAAAACAUGAUUAAAUCAUUAAUAAUAA